AUGCACCUCCCCACCCUCCCCACCCUCCUCACAACCCUCACGACCCUCACCCUCACCCUCCUCACCCCCCACCCAACCCUCGCCCAAACCACCCCCGAAACACCAACACCAACACCAACACCAACACCACCGCAUCCCCCUCCCAAAGCCAGCAUCAAAGACGUCUACAGCGUGCAGUACUGCGAUUUCCGCUGGAACGUGUCGUACGGCGACUGGGACCAUUUCGCCUCGGACGACGAGAACUCGGUGAUCAGGGCCAGCGUCGGCAAGAUCGGCGUGUUUGCGAGUGUGGAGGAUUGCUUGGAUGGGUUUCGGGAUCUCGUGGAGGGGUGUUGGGGGGUGGGCGUGGGGGGGCUUGGAUGGUGA
Messenger RNA from Aspergillus heteromorphus CBS 117.55, 366 nucleotides. RefSeq lists its product as uncharacterized. Lineage: Eukaryota; Fungi; Ascomycota; Eurotiomycetes; Eurotiales; Aspergillaceae. The transcript has 3 exons. The coding region runs from base 1 to 366 and encodes 121 amino acids. The record is from RefSeq and is a predicted model, not a curated record.